Molecule: messenger RNA, 8256 nt
Organism: Syngnathus typhle (broad-nosed pipefish)
Lineage: Eukaryota; Metazoa; Chordata; Actinopteri; Syngnathiformes; Syngnathidae
Gene: tep1
Product: telomerase-associated protein 1
Exons: 55
Coding region: 165-7892 (2575 amino acids)
Biological process (GO): telomere maintenance via recombination
Cellular component (GO): telomerase holoenzyme complex
Molecular function (GO): telomerase activity; telomerase RNA binding; protein binding
Source: RefSeq, a predicted model, not a curated record
UUUUUUUGCACUUGAGUUUGUUUACAUGAAGCGGCUGCCCACUGGAAAGCCGACACACAUACACGACAUCAGCGCUAGGGAGUGGUGUGGUGUGUCGGUGAUUAAAGUCGUCCAUUUAGGCGUCCAUAAUAUGAUUGUCUGCCACUAAUACGACGUUUUCAGGCAUGAGGGGGCUGGAUUUGCAAAUAAACAUGGCCUCCUCCACAAGCGGAAGGAGCUUGACCUCCAAUUACGUCCCGCCCUCUCUGGAGAAUAAACUCCUGACUCAGACAUCCUCAUCAUUGGCGAGCUUUUCGCUCCAGCCCUCCGGCCUGACCUCCACCUCCUCCAGCCUCCUCUUCUCCGCCUCGUCCUCCAUCGCUUCGCCGCUUCUCAGCACCCAAAACACUCUUCUGAGUUCUUCCCGUCUCACCUCUUUCACUCCUUCCACCAGCAACCCUCUCCUUGCUACCUCUUUAGUCGACGGUGCUCUCCUCUCUGGCUUUUCCCAGCCGCCAUCUUUCCUCCCACGGGACAGAGAGCCGAAGAAGGUUGAUGAAGGAGGAGAGGAAAUAUCAGAAGCGCAGCCUUUCUCUUUUGAAGAAACAAGCGUGCUGUAUUCCGAUGAAGAUGACGAAAUGCCGUCUGAGGAGGAAGAGCAAAGUGAGGAGGAAACGGUUGUAUCUAAAGCUAUGGAAGUGUGCAUCCCGGAGCACCGGGAGAAGGUGGAAAUGGUGGUCAAGAGACGGGAGGAAUUUGCCGAGGUAGUCCGUGACCAGCAGCAGAUUGACGAGGAGCUCAAGGAUAAAAAAUAUUUCCUACUGAAUGCCGUGUGCUGCUCCCUGGUCCAAAAGAGCACCAACCCGGGUCAGGAGGACUGGGACUUUGAGGAAAGUGUGUGGACCAAAAUUACCAACCUGGUGAAGAAGAUUUCUGAAUUCGACCCCCAGUUUGUUCUGAAGGUGGCGCUGUACACAAGACAAGAGUUGAACAUCCGCAUCACUGCCAACUUCCUGCUGGCCCUCGCCGCCAAUCUCCCGGCCACCAAGUGUCACGUGCGCCGCUACUUCUGCGCCAGCGUCCAGCUGCCGUCCGACUGGCUGGAGGUGGUGCGCAUCUACAGCACGUGCUUCAGUCGCUCGCUGCCCAUGUGCUUGAAGAAGGCCAUGGCUGACAAGUUUAAGGAGUUCAGUGAGUACCAGCUGGCCAAAUACAACACACGCAAGCAUCGCUGUAAGCACAACCGCAACAAGAGCAAGAAGCCAAGCGACAAAGAUCUGACAAAGUGGGCCAGCUGGCUCCGAUCCGAUACGACAAUUCUGCAGAAAUAUCUGAAUAUGGACGUCAAAACGGCUGUGGACAAAAAGCAAAAUGAGUUCAACAUGAAGAAGAUGAUCCAGAAGUUUCACAUCAAAGAACCGGCCGAGCACGUCAUGGCCAUCUUGGGCCGAAAGUAUCCUGCAGACCAGAAGGCGUUUAACCGCAGCGGUCUGAAGGGUCACUGGGACAGAGACCGAGCAGGUCAAAGGAUGAAGCUCAAGAAUGCAGAGACAUGGGAGCGGCUACUUAGUCAGGAGGGCAACAAGGCCGCUACCUGGGAGAAACUCAUUGACAAUAAUUCACUGCCCUUCAUGGCCAUGCUGAGGAACCUGAGAAACAUGAUCAAGCAGGGUAUCAGCAUGACUCAUCACGAGAAGAUCCUCAGACGGCUCGUCAAUAAAAAAGCAGUGGUUCAGAGUCGACAGUUUCCCUUCCGCUUCCUGUCUGCCUACAAAGUCAUCAUGGAGCUUUGCAAUCUUUCGAUGCCGCAAACAUCCUCCAACAGCGAGAUCCUGAAGAACAUCCUCAAGAGGAUUCCCAAGAGUAAACGCUUCGGCCGCCUGGACUGGCAAACGGCCAGCAGGAAGCGGCUACGGGUGGCGCUCGGCGUGCCUUUUGUCUACCGCGUUUAUCGCAUGAAGAAGGAUCACUUCUUGAAGGCCAAUGUGAGAAAGCAGAGAGUCGGCCUGCUGGAACGUUACCGGCAAGCCCUGGAGAAGGCAGUGCAACUCUCAUGCCGCUACAACAUCCCGCCCCUGCCGGGACGCACGGUCAUCUUGGUGUACACCACCGGGAGCAACAGACAGGGCUGGUGCAAAAAUCUGGACUUCUGUAUUCCACCCGAGUCCAAUGACGAGGAGGAGGAGGAGGAUGAAAGGAAAAAGAAAAAGAGCAAUGAGGAUAAGCUCUGUCCUUCUGCACCCGAGGUUACCCUUCUGCUUUCGCUGAUGCUCGCCAACAGCUGUGAGGACGCCCGCAUCUUUUUGCUGAAUAAUCAUAUUUGCAAAGAGGCGCAGCUGGAGUCUGAUGUGGUUUUGGAGAACGUGUUGAGCCUGACCAAGCAACUCAAGGCGAUGGAAAAGAUGCAAGUGGAUGCUCCGCUAAGUAUUUACUUCCACCAGGUUCUCCAGAAACACAAGUUGGACAACAUCAUCAUGCUGACUGAAGAUUACACUAACUAUGAGCUGGAGUGGGCCAUCAAGACCUACAGGAAGGAAACCAAUAACAAAUGCCUUUACUUUGAACUGGUCAUGUCGGAUACCGUAUCCCGCUUCACAACCUUUGACAGGAACCAUAUCUUUCUGCCAGGCUUCAGCGAACAAAUUCUGAGGUUUGUGGCUGAGCGAGGCUCAUCCAGGCUGCUGGAGCACGUGGAGCAUUUGGACAAAGUGUACAACGUACCACCACCAGCAGGAGCCAAAGAUCCUGAGAUUACCAGUAGCCUGCUCUCCAUUCCCACCACUCCCAAGUUAAGGUGGCGUGGUGUGCGCGUCUUCAUAUCGUCCACUUUCCGCGACAUGCAAGCCGAGCGUGACGUCCUGGUGCGCAGUGUCUUCCCGGAGCUCCGCCGGCGCGCUGCGCCGUACUGCCUCCACCUGCAAGAAGUGGAGCUGCGCUGGGGCGUGACGGAGGAGGAGUCUGGCAGGGCGGCCGCACUGUGCCUGGCGGAGGUGGCUCGCAGUCAGAUGAUGGUGGCCAUCCUGGGCCAGAGGUACGGCGCGGUUCCGGACGCACUUGAAUUACCGGAUCUGCCGCAGUACAAAUGGCUCAAAUCGGAGCCCGAAGGCCUGUCAGUUACGGACAUGGAGAUCCGUCACUUUCAGGCACUCUAUGGCGAUGGAGCAAAGCAGAGGAUGUUGUGCUACUUUAGAAAUCCUGACGUCAUCAAAACAGUGCCCGUGGCAUGGAGGUCCCACUUUGCCGCUGAAUCAAAGGACACCGAGUUCAAAAUGGAGCGUCUGAAGCAAUGGAUCCACACCCACAAGCUGAAGGUCAACGACAAUUACCCGUGUGAGUGGGGUGGUGUCGUGGAAGGCAAACCCUACUUGAAGAACCUGGAGGUCUUUGCCAAAGCGGUGCUGGAGGACCUCUGGGAGACUGUCGUCAAGCAGUUUAUUAACGAGGACGAAGAAGACGAGGCCGACACAUCGGCCGAAAUGUUAGAGCAGGAGGUUCACCAGGAGGCGCUGCGGAGGCAGUUUGUCAGCCGGGCCAAGCUGCUGUCUGCCGCUGUGGAAAUGGUGGAGCAGGUGCAGGCCAAUGGAGGUGCCGUGGUAGUGGAGGGAGCACCAGGGCAGGGCAAGACAGUCUUCAUGGCGGCUCUAGCCGAGGCUCUCAGAAGCGGAGCUAAGUCCAAGAAAAACCUGGCCUGUGAUGUCAUCUCAUACUCAACAGCUGCCAGCCAAUCGUCUCGCGGCGUGGAGAAACUCCUGAGAUAUCUGGUCUGCUGCUUGAGGCGGCUUAAAGAGGAGGAAUUGCCUCUCCCUCUCUCUUACGAGGAUUUGCUGUCAGACUUUCACGCCACUUUGAAAGCCAUGAAGAGGAGCAAGCCUCUGGUGCUGCUGGUGGACGGCGUGGAUCUUGUGUGUGACGACUGGGAUCAGCUGCGCUCCGAUUGGAUACCGCAGCACCUAGCACAGGGUGUUUGUUUGGUGACGAGUGUUGCGACCACCUCGCAGUUGUUGCACGCCUUAUCCAAAAAGAAGUCCACGCUGCUCUUCACCCUGCCGCUGCUAACCGUGACAGAGCGAAAGGAAAUCGUUCAGAAAGAACUGGAAGUGUUUGGGAAGAAACUCAGCGACGCCGCUUUCAACAAUCAGCUGCAGACGCUCAUCCUGAAGAAAAGUGCAGAGUGUCCUCUCUACCUGCACAUGGCCUGUGAAGACCUGAGGAACUUUGCUUCCUUUGACAAGCUGAACGAGAGCCUGCAGGCUUUGCCUCAGUCCGUCAAUCUGCUGGUCCAGUACCGCUUGAAGAGACUCUGCUCGGAACACAGAGGCAUGCCGGGACUCUGCUGGGCUCUGGGGGCCCUCACCGUCAGCACCGCUGGCCUGAGGGAGCACGACGUCUACUCCCUACUAUGCGCUUGCAACCACCUGUGCUCGCUGAAAGGACAGGUCACAUGGCAGCAAGUGCUGGCGCUGUGCAGGAGCCCCAAAGGACGCAUCCCCAUGGUGACCUUUACCCGCAUCGUGCAUAGCUUGCGAAGUCUGGUCAGUCCAUCUCAGCUUCACGACGCCGAUGACGUGCUGGCUCUGUCCAAUCCGGACGUAAGGCGGGCCUUUGAAGACGUCCUUCUGCCCUCAGAAGACCACCGAAGAAGAGCUCACCUUGUGUUAGCGGGUCACCUGUGGGUGCUGGCCGACGCGCAGGGUGCUGAUACUUUUCUUCACGGGGAGGUGGACGCUGUCCAGCAGCUGAGUGCUAGUCUGAUACAAAGUGAUGAGCUGGAGGUUCUGCGUUCGUUGCUUUCCAGCUAUAACUUCCUGUACGCUAAUGUGCGCGGCAAACUGCUGCACCAUCUGCUGGACACCUACAAUGAGCACGAUAAGAAGUCGUCCCCAUCGAACGUCAACCAGCGGGCCGCCGUGGACGACUGCCGAGAUUUCCUGCGGCGCCACGGCGCCACGCUCUCUGGCUGGCCGGCGCUUUUUGUUCAACAGGCCCUCAACGAACCACCUGAAACCCGCGCUCACGCCUGGGCCCGAGGCCUGAUGGGUAGCGAGAGGGUAAGGGUGCUUGAGUGGCUCAACAAUGACCAUCAAACCUUUGAAGAGAGCAGUCAGCUGGUGUCUACCUUCACAUCUGAGCCUACGUGCUUGGCAGUAGACUGUGAUGGAGAAAUGGUGGUCGGGACUGGGCAGGGAACUUUGCAUUUCAUCAAUGCAAACACAGGACAGCAAGUCAAGUCGCUGGUAAGCAGCUGUGACGGCAUUUCCAGCUGCCUCUUCCUUAAAGAUGGCCGCAUUGCCACAACCUCCUUUGAUGGGCAAAUCGAGAUCUGGGAUAGCGCCAAUGGUUGUCGAACCUCUCUUAUUAAGGGUCACACGAAUGUGAUAACAGCCAGCGACAUCACGAGUGACAGGAAGCAUUUGGCCACCGUAUCGCUGGAUUACACCAUUAAAGUUUGGUCUUUGAGCGAAGGUGACAUUGCGGCAGUUCUGCCCAGCGACAGCCCUCUAAACUGCGCUACCUUCGACCCCGAGGAUCGCCUGCUGGCUGCCGGCUGCUGGAACGGGAAAGUUGUGGUGUGGAAGUGGCUCCAGUCUAACCUCCGAGUGUUGCUGUGCGGCCACAAUUGCUCCGUGCGUAGCCUCUCCUUCUCGCCGUCGUCGCCGACCACGCUGUGCUCGGGCUCUGUGUCUGGCCAAGUGCGUGUCUGGUCUGUGGACACCUCCACCUGCGUGGGAUGCUUCCAGGCGCACGUCGGUGCCACCGAUUCCCUGGCCUUCCUUGACCGAGGCCGCUUGCUGCUGAGCGCCGGCUCCGACCACAUGCUCCAGUUGUGGUCAGGUGGACUCGGACGCUCAAUCGGCACUUUAAGGAGAAAAGGGAGUGAGCAAGAGCCCCCUCACAAAAAAAGCAAGUGCGUCGAGGCCGCCGUGCUGUGCGCGGCCGUCAACGGGGACCAUGUGGCCGUGGGUUAUAGUGACGACGGCUUCAAGCUCUUCUGCCUCAGCUCAGGUGAGAUGAUUUGGGAGUCUGGCCUUUUCCACCUGAGUGUCCCAUCCCUGCUGUGGGUACGCACGGACGCCACCGACGCAUCGCCACUACUGUUGUCCUCGGGGCACGACAAGCGCGUGCGGCUGUGGCGGCGAAAACUCGGGGCGGACGGAGAGCUGACGGGCCUGGAGAUGACGGACAUGUUUGGCACGCAGUUUGGCAUCAUCCAUACCAUGGCGCACAACGCCAUUUAUCUGGCCACCGCUUUAGAUGACUGCACUAUAUUCCUAUGGCUGCUGAGCAAGCUGAGCGAUUACAAUUCGCAGCCUCCUGCUGGCCUGCUCAAGGGCCACAGCGCUUGCGUCACCUCUCUGGCCUUCAGCCCCGAUGGUGAACAACUGCUCUCUGGUGCAAAAGACAAAGCUCUCAGGGUGUGGAACAUGACCUUGACUCCUCCUGGUCUUUCCAAAGUGCUUCCAGCUUUCCACAGAGACUGGAUCACAGGCUGUGUUUGGACUCCAGACUGUGUGAUAAGCUCAUCGAAUGACGGCAGACUUUGCUUAUGGGAUUUAGAGGCGGGUCAAAGCCUGCGAGAGAUCACCUGGGCGAGUCCUCUCACGUCUGUCUGCUGCCUGGGGCCAUACGUGGUGGCCGGAUCCACCGAUGGCAACCUGCACGUGUGGGAGUGGGAGACCAGUGUGAACAUUUGCCACAUCUCCGCCCACAAAGGACCGAUCCGUGCUUGCGCCAUCGUCCCCGAUUCCUACAACAUAAAGAAAUCCGAGGACUUCACGGUUCUUACUGGCGCCCAAGAUGGAAUCAUCCGGCUGUGGAAGCCCUUACAGGUGGAACACUUUAGCACCUUCCAGGGUCACAGCGGCGCCAUUCGCAGUGUCGCUCAGGAGGGGAGCGUCCCACAAGUCCUCACCGUUUCCGAAGAUCGCUCCCUAAGAAGCUGGAAGUGGGAAACGGAGCGGGCCCCCGGCCUCCGACGUGCCGUCACCGCUUUGUGCUUUUCCGACACGGACGGCCGCGUGCUGCUCGUCGGCUACGACUCGGGCCUGCUGGAGGUGUGGCGGUGCGGCCGAGCGGUUGGACGCAUGCAGGCUUCAGACGGCAAGGUUGUAGCCAUCUGCGCCAUGCCCAAGUGCCGCUUUGCCGUUGGCUACGUGGGCUCUUGCGUGGAUGUGUGGAAGCUAGCGUGGAAUCAGGACAAAAGCACCGCAAGCAUAGUCAAGGUGACAUCGUACCAGGUGACGGAUCAAGUGGCACACCUGGCGUACUGUUCCAUUCUCAUUGCCGUGUCCAAAAGCGGAUCGAUUUUUGACGUCGCCUGCAGCAACGACAGCGAGAUGCUCUGGUCAAUGUUGGUCCAAAGCUGGAGCCACCAAGUCAGCGUUUUGGGACUCAUCCGAAACGACGAGAAAAGCAUCUGGCUAGUGGGCGAGUCUGACGCAAAGGUCCACGUUGGCUUCAUUUUUGCUAUGGGCCCGCAGAACCAAAUUAGUUCAUCUUUCAGUUCCAUGAUCCUGGAAACCGACAAGUCUAAUGAAGAGACGAGUGACUUGAUAACGUCUAAUGAAGAGAAGAGUGACUUGAUAACGGCCGUUAGCAUUGACAAAGAAUUUGUGGUGUGUGGGGAUGUGGCGGGGAACAUGUGGUUCAACACGCCUCCACAAAUCUCCACGUGGAGCAGCAAGAAGCCCGCCCACCAUGACAGGAUCAGUGUGCUAAGGCUCACCCACAGCCUCAUCAUCUCAGCCUCCUUGGACCACACCGUGAAGCUAUGGGAAAGAAGCACCAAGAAACAAGUUGGAAUGUUUGUGUGCGGCAGUCCCGUAGUCUUGCUGGAGGUGAACCCAGAAAAUCCCUCGGAGAUGGUGUGCGGUGACACACUGGGAAAGGUUUACUUAUUUUCCUGGAGAGAAUAGAAACAGGCGGUAACUUACAAAAACCUAAUCGUAUUUCCAAGGGUUACGUCCUUUCCCGGAGAGAAUAGAAACAGACACUUACAAAAACCUAAUCGUAUUUCCAAAGACUAGCAAUGUGUGCAAUAUAUCCGUUUUUCUCCAUUUUAGUUAUGAAGGGAGCUUUAUGCUGGCAUGCUCACAUGUGCCUUUGGUUUACUUGCAUCGCAUACUUAAAUACAACUUGUAUCAGCUUUUGUGUGAGCUACAUUUGCGUUUCUUGUUUGAAAAUAUAAAUAAACAAGUAUCUUUUCUUUACAUCAGAUAAAGAGUAUAAGAUGGGUCGAAUAUGUGUGGUUGGAUGGAACAAUAAAGGCUUUCAAAUUGC